This is a messenger RNA of Lactuca saligna, 1296 nucleotides long. The record is from the annotation of a GenBank genome assembly. Lineage: Eukaryota; Viridiplantae; Streptophyta; Magnoliopsida; Asterales; Asteraceae.
AUGAACGAUCAGUCUCAGAUGAUGAAUCAAUCGAAAAUGGCGAAUCAGUCGCAGAUGAUGAGUAUCGGACAGCCGUUGCCGCCUGUGAUGAGUCAGCCACAACAGGUAAUGAAUAACCAGAACCCUCAGAUGUUUGUGAACCAGUUGAUGAAUCCUUCGCAAAUGAUGGUGAAUCAAUCGUUGAACCACCGUGGUGGUGGUGGUGGUGGCUAUGGCAUGUGGCCUCCGCCGCAAGUGGAUCAACUCAAGUUCCAAAACCUUAACAUGAAGCCUUCUGGACUUCCUUCGUCUUCAUUGAAGUCUAUGGGACCAAGAAACAACAAGAAUUGGAAGGGGAAGAAAGGAAAUGACAAAUGGAUCAAUAACAACAACAACAACCGGAAGGAAUUACCGGUGAUGGGCGGAGGUGGUAGUCUUAUCAACAACACCGGCGGCGGUGGGGCUGGAUAUAACCCCCCUACGCUUAACGAACUACAACAACAGAAUCGUUUGAAAGCUAGAAGAUACUUCCCGAAGAAGAAGUUCAAUCAUAACGGCAGAUCCGCUCCUUUUGCUCCAAGAAACACCACAUCGUUUCUAAUCCGCGCCAAAAAAGCCGGCGGCAUUACAUCUCUAGUAUCACCAUGUCCGGUAACACCUGCUGUUCUACCCACCCCGAUUUUCUCUCCAUCCAGAGAAGUUUUAGUAGACAUGGCGAAAGAAGAGUGGGGUGUUGAUGGGUAUGGAUCAAUGAAAGGGUUAAUCAGACUUAGAUCAAAUGAAGCCGAAGCACCUGAAGAAGAUGAAGAAGACGAAGGUGGGUCAAGUGAGAGUGACGUUGAAGAACAUGUCGAGGUAGAAAGGAGACUGGAUCAUGACUUGAGCAGAGUUGAUGAUCAAGAUACACAUAUAGCUCAAUUGGAAGAAGAGAACCUGAUACUGAAGGAAAGAUUGUUCUUGAUGGAAAGGGAGUUUGAUGAUUUGAGGAUGAGAUUGCAGUGUUUGGAGAGACAAGGAAGGGGAGCUGAAAGAUUGAUCGAAGAGGUUGUGGAGAAUGAUUCUGAAAAUGAAAGUGAAAGCAGAGGGUAUGGAAGAUCAAUGGAGGAUAACAAUGAAAGAAGUCAAUGUUCAGAGGAUAAUAACAAUGGAGAUAAUAAUAAUAAUACUGAAUUAAAGCAAUCAGAUAGCAUUGAAAAGGGUGUUCAGACAAUCGAAGAUGUAAAGGAAAACGAUGACAAGAAGAAUGAAGUGUCUGAAGAAAAUGGUAAAGAUGAAGUUGUAAAGGAGGAAGAAAGAGUUGCAGAUAUGGUGUUAUGA